This is a messenger RNA of Paraphaeosphaeria sporulosa, 1563 nucleotides long. Its product is annotated as MFS transporter. Gene Ontology annotation, molecular function: transmembrane transporter activity. The record is from RefSeq and is a predicted model, not a curated record. Bases 25 to 1422 code for a protein of 465 amino acids. Gene Ontology annotation, cellular component: membrane. Lineage: Eukaryota; Fungi; Ascomycota; Dothideomycetes; Pleosporales; Didymosphaeriaceae. The transcript has 3 exons. Gene Ontology annotation, biological process: transmembrane transport.
CGACGACCAGACUCCCUGCGCGAUAUGAGCCAGGAGGAGAUUGCGGCUCUCAAUAAGAAGCUCGUUCGAAAGAUCGAUACCAUCAUCUUGCCUAUCAUUGGCAUUCUUUACAUUCUCAACUAUAUCGAUCGCCAAAACCUCGCCGCGGCAAAGUUGCAGGGUAUCAUGGAGGAUCUCAACAUGACGACGCAGCAAUUUGCUACGGCUGUCUCGAUCCUCUUCGUCGGCUAUCUGCCUUUUCAGAUCCCGAGCAAUCUUCUUAUCACGAAGUUCCCAAGGCCAGGUCUCUACAUCUGCGCAGCUGUGGUCAUCUGGGGAGGCAUCUCAGCAGCGACUGCAGCUGUCCGUACGUAUGGACAGCUUCUUGCUGUUCGAGCCGUCCUCGGUGUCGCAGAAGCUGUGUUCUUCCCUGGUGCCAUCUACUAUCUUUCCGCCUGGUACACCAAGACUGAACUCGGGAAGCGUAUCGCUGCGCUAUACAUCGCACAACAAUUCGGGAAUGCUUUUGGUGGACUCUUUGCCGCUGCUAUACUGCAGCUCGAUGGAGCACACGGCAUUCGGGGAUGGCAAUGGUUGUUCAUCAUCGAGGGAUGUGCAACGGUUGGCAUCGGGUCCAUCUGUGCCUUCUUUAUGCCCGAGUUCCCACACAACAGCCGCAUAUUAUCGCAAGAGCAACGAGACUUGGCGGUGUGGCGAAUUGAAUCUGAGUCCGGUGCUGCCGAAGGUACCGAGAAGGAGAGCGUGCUGAAGGGAUUCGCGAAAGCACUGUCAGAUCCCAAGCUUGUUCUGCUGAUCCUCUGCAACAUGCUCUCGCAAGCACAAGGGUCCAUUGCCAACUUCUUCCCGACACUGGUUGCUUCGCUAAACUUCAACCACACGAUCUCGCUACUCCUCACGGCACCACCAUACAUACUUGCGGGAAUCGUCUAUUAUGGGCUCAUGUCUUGGUCUGAUCGCCGUAACACAGCGUAUCCGAUCAUCAUGGUCUGCAUUUCGAUAGCUUGCGGAAUGUAUAUCAUACCGAUGGCCACGCAAAACGUCGGCGCCCGAUACUUCGCCAUGAUGAUACUUCCAUUUGCAUCCGUUGGACCCCAGCUCGUGCUGUAUAAGACAAUCAACUUGCAUUUGGCACGACCUGUGGCAAAGAGAGCAGCUGCAUCUGCGCUUGUGAACGCGAUUGGAGGGACCUCUAACAUCUGGGCAUCAUAUCUCUACUAUGCACCACCCCAUUUUUACGCUGCCUUUGGCACACUCAUGGGCUGCGCCUUCAUUUUUGCGGCUACGAUUACAACCUAUCGCUGGUUGGUGCUGCGUGAAAACAAGCGCCUGGACUCGGGUAGGCCCGAGGAGAUCGCCAAGGUUGUGAAAGGAGGAGUGACGGAAGAGAUGGUGAGGCUGAACUGGCGCUAUGAAAUGUAUUGAGUCAUUCAAUUGCAGUAGUCGGGAGGAUGUGGGCGCUGUGGGUGCCGAGUAGACUUGGACGUCCCUCCAUUUCCAUAGAUCUGAUACAGUGCACGUCUAGGCACGUGACGGACCAGCAGCCGACUUCCUGGUCUCUAAAGC